Molecule: messenger RNA, 2110 nt
Organism: Struthio camelus australis
Lineage: Eukaryota; Metazoa; Chordata; Aves; Struthioniformes; Struthionidae
Source: RefSeq, a predicted model, not a curated record
CUUUUUGAUAAACAUGGAGGCUAGCUAAAGAUGGUGUUAAGCCAGUCUUGGAGUGAUAUUGGCAAUCCUACUCUUUAUUCCAUAGGAGCUGGUGAAUCAGGGAAAAGUACAAUUGUCAAACAAAUGAAGAUUAUCCAUGAAGCUGGUUAUUCAGAAGAGGAAUGUAAGCAGUACAAAGCUGUUGUCUACAGUAACACCAUUCAGUCCAUUAUUGCUAUCAUUAGAGCAAUGGGGAGGCUGAAGAUAGACUUUGGUGAUCCAGCCAGGGCUGAUGAUGCUCGUCAACUAUUUGUGUUAGCUGGAGCAGCCGAAGAAGGAUUUAUGACUGCAGAGCUUGCUGGCGUUAUCAAAAGACUGUGGAAAGACUGUGGAGUUCAAGCUUGUUUCAACAGAUCUAGAGAAUACCAGCUUAAUGACUCUGCUGCCUAUUACUUGAAUGACUUGGACAGGAUAGCACAAACCAGCUACAUUCCAACUCAACAGGAUGUUCUCAGGACUAGAGUGAAAACCACAGGAAUAGUGGAAACUCACUUUACUUUCAAAGAUCUUCAUUUUAAAAUGUUUGAUGUCGGAGGACAAAGAUCAGAGCGGAAGAAGUGGAUUCACUGUUUUGAGGGUGUUACAGCAAUUAUUUUUUGUGUGGCAUUAAGUGAUUAUGACUUGGUCUUGGCUGAAGAUGAGGAAAUGAAUCGGAUGCACGAGAGCAUGAAAUUGUUUGACAGUAUCUGCAACAAUAAAUGGUUCACAGACACUUCUAUUAUUCUCUUCCUAAACAAGAAAGAUCUCUUUGAAGAAAAAAUCAAAAGGAGUCCUCUCACUAUUUGCUACCCUGAAUAUGCAGGAUCAAACACUUACGAAGAAGCAGCUGCUUACAUUCAAUGCCAAUUUGAAGAUCUGAACAAGAGGAAAGACACAAAGGAAAUCUACACUCAUUUCACAUGUGCCACAGAUACAAAGAAUGUGCAAUUUGUUUUUGAUGCUGUAACUGAUGUCAUUAUAAAAAAUAACCUUAAAGACUGUGGCCUCUUCUAAGAACAAACAGAAUUUUGUUAAAUGGUGAACUAAUGUCUAAAAACCAGGGCUUUGGCAUUUGGAAUUUGUCUAUGUGUAGUGUAAAACUUGCAUAGAUAUACUUAAUUCUCUUUAUUUUAUUUUUAGGUUUGAAGAAUACCUUCACACAGUUCUAAUCUGAUUGGUUUCAAGAUGAAAGAAAUACAAAAUGUGUUGUGUUGGAUGAUAGACCAGUACUGUACUUGUUUUAACAGCUUUAUUUAUGUUUGUCUUGUAAAUUUGAGUAAUCGGUAACUCUGAGAUGUCUUUUGACUGUAUGUAUUCUUAUAAUUGUAGUAAUGUAUUUGUAUAAACGUUGAACAGAAUAUUUUAGUAACUUGAUGUCCUCUAAAAUUUCCAUGUUUUAUUAAGAUGCUCUUCGAGGGGACAGACACUUUUUGUCUUUGGAUUAUUUAAACAUCUUGUAAAAUUAAAUUUUCUUUUCAUUGUAAGGGUGCAUGCUGCCUUAUUCUUUACUUUUGUUGGUAAUAUUGUAUAUGGUGUUAGCUUUUUUGAUAUUUGAACAGCUCCCUACACCUGCUCCGAAUCAAAGAAACAUAAUCAAUAAAACUUGUUUUUUUGCCUUAAGUUUUGAAAAAACUCUUUUUAUAAAUUUAAGAUAAAUACAAAGAUUACUUUUAAAAUGCAGUUAAAAUAUGCAGCUUGUGAAACCUGGGCUUGCAAUCUUUGCAGUGCAAAUGUGGCAACACUGAAAAAUAGAAUUUAAGGUUCACUGAUCGUCGAGGUUAACGGAAAUACAAAAGUUGUUAAAACACACCCAUACUUAUACAGUAAUAAUAAAGUCUGAAAGUGUUCUUUACUCACUGCAGUGAAUUGAAGUUACCUUUGCUUUUUUUACGGACCCUUAAUGAAGGCUGGACUUCAGAGCAAAAUGAGGUUUUUCUGUUUGCUUGAGAAGUAAAAUCAGGUUCUCCUUAAACUCUUUGCUAUUUUCUGGUAAUAAAACUAGUUUGAUAGUUUAAUAAUAGAAAUAUUAGGAAUUCCCACAAGACAUGGCACAGUAGUCUCACCAAAAAAGUAAUUUCCUGUUGCUUGUUUU